CCAGGCUGCAUAUUAUUGCAUACAAUCAUACCGUUUUUGUUGCUGGUUGGGGCGAAUGGAAAUUUGUUGUUGCAACGAAUUCGCUAGUGAAAAUUGAAUGUUUUUGCUUUUGCCAUCGGCAACAAUGAAUUUGAAGUUCAUGGUCGGAGUGAACAAAAGCGAAAAUUAGCGGAACUUGGAGCGACGGAGGAAAGUGGACCGGCCAACAACUAGACACAAUGAUUCUGUGAAUAGCUACUGCCGGUCGUAGAUGCUCCAAAAUUUCAAACGGCCUAUCAACGAUCCACAUAUAGUGUUUUUUAAAAGAAAAGUAAUUAAAUUGCGUCCGUUAAAGCUGCGUGCGGGACUAGUAAUUAAAAGAAAUUUAUUAGAGGUUGUAAUCAAGAAAUUAAAUUUAGAGGACUCGGGGUAAAAUGCGGAAAAAAAAAUUGGAAGGUGUACCGAACAUAUUAAAGAAUUAAGAGGAUUUUAUUGCUGAGCAAGUUUAGCCAGCGCUGUCUAUGGCGUUCUUUAUGGAAUACGGGAGGGUUCUUGAUUCUACGGAAAACACGGUCUCUGACUACAAAAACCAAUAGGGAAACUGCAAAAAGGUUGUCCUCGUUACCAUGUCAACAGUAUAAUUCUUUCUUGCAAAAAGAAAGGGAAUGUUAGCGCCUUUUAUAUUCGAAACCUAUAUUUUUGUUUAACUAAGAUGGGAUUGAGUCAGAGUAAAAGGUCUAUAGGGACCGAUUGUGGCCGCUUGGAAGAAUGGAUGACUCUAUUGCGAAAAGAUAUCAGAGAACAUGUUCCAAUCAUACAUUUGGCAAUACCAGGUUCUCAUAAUUCAAUGACUUUCAAAAUAACAAGGAAAUCGAAAUUGGCGCCAGACGCGGAAAAAGUUGUACAAAGAGUUUAUAAAUGCUUGCCGUGGUUCAUUGCCAAGUGGGCGAAGACACAAAGUUACACUACAACGGAUCAAUUGAAGUUCGGAAUACGAUUCUUCGAUUUACGCAUCAGCCAAAAAGAGACCACCGACAUAGAGGAUCGCUACUACAUUGUUCAUGGUCUCUUCUCGACGCCAAUGGAAAGUGAAAUGCGUGAAAUUAAAACGUUCCUUGAUCAACAUCCAGGGGAACUGGUUAUUUUAGACUUCCAGCACUUUUACGAAAUCUCAUGUGAUGAUCAUGACAUAAUUCAUACAUUUCUUACGAAUUUGUUUGGCGAUAAGAUCCUCACUAUGAAUGACGGUCCCCUGACUGAAUUAACCCUAGAUAAAGCGUACAAACUGCGAAAGCAACUACUUAUUGUGUAUCGAUCUGCUUACAAUUCAAUCUACUAUUGGCCGGGAGCUUAUUUUCCAACGCCUUGGCCAAACACGGCGAAGUUGAAAGUUCUGAAAGAGUUCUUAGUCAAAUCGCUGCAAAAUCGAUCGAUGGACUAUGGUUGGAUCACACAAUGUGUUUUAACGCCUGAUUCCAAGUAUAUCGUGCUCCGACCACGUUCCAAUCUAGAAUUGACUGCAAAAAAGGUAUGGAAUUACCUUGACGAUUGGAUAAAAGCACAAACGCCUGGAUCAUUGGACAACGGCAGUACUGAAUGCGUGAACAUUUUGAUUGCGGACUUUGUCAAUAUAAAAAAUUCGUCGUUCAUUUCUACUGUAGUCGACCUUAAUAAUAAGAUUCCUUAUCAAGAUGCGCCAGCAGAGAGGAUUCAAAAAGAUUCUAAGAUUUAUCCAGAUAAGGAGAAGCUACUGAACGGCAUAAUAGAGGAAUACCUGCCUUAUUAACUCAAUUUAACACGCCAGCUUUACUAAUUUUUUACAAUUAUUCUAUAAGCUUUUAAUACGCGCAUUGUUAUUUCGAAUUUUUGUUAUUUAAAAAAAUAGUUGCUUUGAGAAAUAA
This is a messenger RNA of Hermetia illucens (black soldier fly), 1880 nucleotides long. Its product is annotated as PI-PLC X domain-containing protein 3. The coding region runs from base 692 to 1765 and encodes 357 amino acids. Gene Ontology annotation, molecular function: phosphoric diester hydrolase activity. NCBI's taxonomy places the organism in Eukaryota, Metazoa, Arthropoda, Insecta, Diptera, Stratiomyidae. Gene Ontology annotation, biological process: lipid metabolic process. The transcript is spliced from 8 exons. The record is from RefSeq and is a predicted model, not a curated record.